Xyrichtys novacula (pearly razorfish) is the source of this 7564-nucleotide messenger RNA. The record is from the annotation of a GenBank genome assembly. Lineage: Eukaryota; Metazoa; Chordata; Actinopteri; Labriformes; Labridae.
UUUCUUAUAGUUAUCUAUGAUCUGUGCAGUCAACAAGCAUCAUGGCGGAGCCCACGGUGCGAAUGUCUGGGAUUGUGUUAGCUUCAUUAAUGUUCCAUCAUGUUAACAGUGACUCAGACGUGGUGAGAAAGACUUUAUUGUCAUAUUUUAAUUAAACUCUUAUUUUAUCAAAGGACAGACCUGGACGGUUAGCUUAAAUGAUUCAAUUUGGAGGGAAAGCUAGCACCAGAAAAUCUGCCCCUGACGAUAUUAUCAAACUUUUAAGUUUAUCACUCGUUUUUAAACUGUUUAAUUGUGAUGUUUUUCCUCUGUAGUUUUAGAUGUUGCUGAGAUGACUGUGAGCAGAGUGUGAAAAAGGCACGCAAACGUUUUUUUUUUGUGCAACUUUUUAACACCAAACUAAGCAUUAACGUUCUUCAUGCCAGAGCCUGUUGAAAAGAAAAUACAUAUUUAUCUAUCAGCUGAUUUAUUUUUUAUUUUUUUUUAAAUUCAAAGAGUAUUUGAUUUAUUUGACAACUUUUUUAAACUAAUACAGAUUUGCUUGUAAAUUCGGCAUUUAUUCAAAUCUAGUAAAUGACUGAAAUAUAAGUUUAUUUUCAACAAACAAAACUGGCGCCCAGUUACUGCCCACCGUCGAUUUACUGGGAAAGAUAGGCCACAAUAUUAGACUAAAAUAGCAGAAAUGUUAAUGUAAUGCACACAGAACCGAAGUACAGCUGAAAAUAUAUGAACAGUUAUUUUGCUGUUUCUUUUUUUUUUUUUUUUUUUUUUAUAAAAGUCCCAGAAGGGUUAGAAAGAGGGAGAAUAUGCACAUCAUAACCUGGUAAUAUCAUAUAAGUAAUGUUAUAGAAUAAUAAUAAAAAAUGAUAAACUUUAAUUUGUCUUUGUUAGGCGCUUUAGACUAAAUUCCACAUCAUCAUUUUUUUCUUUUUGCAUUUUGCCCAGUUUCUCUGUAAUUCACCUUGAACCAAAGGUAGUUAUCAGUAACUAUCAGUAAAUGUUCCCACAAGAUAAUUACAUUUACACGCAUGACAACAGAUUAUGCACAAAGUUUUAACUUGUUCCCAAAAGAAAACCUGUACUUACAAGUUAAUACUGUAUAUUUUAUACCUCGUUAAAUGACUGCAUUUUUAGAUAUUCCAUUUAUCUUGCGGCUUGUGUCUGUAUGAUUUAAUUUAACACUUAUCUUUUUAUACCCAGAGAUCAAAUCAAACACUGACAGAUCCUGCUCUUCAAAUAAUUACUCAAAAAAUUAUGUAAAACCUUAAAAUUCCUAGAGUUUAAGGUUAUUUUCCUGCCAGUGUGCUGAUUUCAUGAAUUUUUUGACGCACAGAGGAAAUAUUAUCUUAAUUUAUAAGGUUUGGAUGUUUAAUCUGUAUAUCAUCAUGUCACAGGAGGGUUUGGUUCUUGGAGAGAGCAGAUUUGAAGAGCAGAUCACCAUCAGUGACUCUCAGGCCGAUCACAUCCACAUUGAGGAAACAUACAGUGAGUUUAUUACAGUUUUAUUCACCAUUAUUUUUACAGUGUUAUAAACCAUUAUUUUUUACAGUGUUAUUAACCAUUAUCUUAGAUUCAUAGUCAUUAUUAUUACACUGUUAUAAUUACUACUAUAGUGAUAUUAAUCAUUAUUAAAGUGUUAUAAACAUAGACUGUAUGGACAACUUGGUUCCGCCUACCACAUGUAUAGGGAUUUGAAGCCAAAUAGCUCUCGAUAUUUCCGGGAUUUUUCUUCAUUUCCUGAAACCAGCGCUGCACAGUAGCGAUGCGCACAUUCGGCCGCGCAGUCGCAGAGAGUCACUGUGGUGACGCUUGGCUCAAACAGUGUAUCCCCCCGGGUGAGCUACGCAAUCCCUGAACGCCCAUAGGCUGUAUCAGGUGUCAAUCAUAGAAAACAUGAACCCCCUAAUAACUUUUAAAAACGGAGCUUCACAGAAAAAAGAGGACUUGAGCACAAACCAGUCUUACAAUAACUACAUGUCAACAUCACAAGCAGGGGGGAGAAAAAUUUAUUUUCUGUGUAAUAUUCCGUAAUAACCGUAAUAUAAAUUUCUAAAGUUUGUCCACAGCCCCAUAAACUUUGCUGGCAGAGGUGGGAUUUAUGACCUCUACUGCAGCCCAUCAACAGAGGGUGCUGUUCUCGGAGUGGGUUCACCCAGCUCGGAGGCACACUCUGUCCUUUCUUUAUACAGUCUAUGGUUAUAAGUCAUUAUAACACAGUUAUAAAAAUCAUUAUUAUAGUGUUACUAAUCAUUAUAACACUGUUAUAAUCAUUAUUAUAGUGUUAUUAACUAUUAUACCUCUGUGAUAAUCAUUAAUAUAGUGUUAUUAACCAUUUAAACACUGUUAUAAUCAUUAUUAUAGUGUUAUUAACCAUUUUAACACUGUUUCCAUCAUUUUUUUGUGUUAUUUAUCAUUAUAACACUUUUAGAACUAUUAUAACACUGUUAUAAUGAUUAUUAUAGUGUUAUUAAUCAUUAUAACAUGGUAACAAUCAUCAUUAUUAUUGUGUUAUUAAUCAUUAUAACACUGUUUUACAGCAAUCAUUAUAACACAAUCAUUAUUAUUAUAGUGUUAUUAACCAUGAAAGUGUCAUCAACCAUUAUUAUAGUGCUAUCAAUGUUAAACCCAUCCUGAUUACACGUAUUAUAAUCUGAUUUAUUGACUUUGUACUCAGACAUCCAGAAACACGUCUCCUGUCCAAAGCUAAGCCAGUGAGUCCUGCACAGACACUAUUGUAAAUAUACAACAUCUGACCUCCGUCACAGCUGUUUUUAUCCGUGUUGUACUGGAACAGUUUUUUUAUGCUGAUCUGUGUGUCUUCAGCGUCUAUAACAGUGUCGGGGAGGUGGACCUGGAGGCUGUGAAGCAGAUCCUAGCGGACAGUAAGCAGGUAAAACAUGAACACCUUCAGAUGAUUUCUGUUUGGGUCUGAGGUGACAUGUGUUGACGUCUUUCAGGCGAGCGUGAUCGGCUGGUACCGACAGCGCAGAAACACGGACCAACAGAUGACGUUCAGAGAGAGGAUCAUCCAUGAGAAGCUGAAGACAUCUCUGUCCAACCCACACAUGAUCUUUGUGCUGCUGACACCCGGGAAGAUGUCCUCCACGGGGUCCACAUACAGGACAGAGUAUGCCGCCUUCAUCUCACGCAGCAGGUUCAUUCAACAUCAUCGUCAUCAUCACAGGAGUUUUUUUAACCCUGUAGAAAUCAGCUAAAUUUAUGUCUAAUAUUGUGAUUUAAAUCGAGUCUGUUUUCUGUGAAGGCGGUUCCUCAACGUUCCAGUUCUGGUCAAUAAUCUGGGAUUACUGGAGCAGCUGGCGUACUGGAAGGUAUCUGCUCCGUGUUCUGCAGAGGGUUAUAACCUGACAAUGAAGAAACACAGGUAACAUCACACGCACUCUGAGGAGGAGGAGGAGGUUUACAACGCUGCGUCUCCGCUGGUCCGACUCUAUCCUUGUCUCUCCUGUUUCAGGUCAAAGUUCUUCUCGCCUGACGGUCAGCUCAGAGACGUCAGCGAGGUGAACAACAUGAACGAGUCUCUGCAGGAGGAGCUGCAGGUGAGGAGGAGCUGUGUGUAAAGACUGUGAUUUAUAACCUCCACACACACACACACACACACACACUCUGUAUCUGGGUCUGUUUGACAGAGAGCGUGCGGCGAGGUGGAGGAGAGCGAGCGGCUGGUGAAAACUCUGCAGGCCGAGGUUUCAGCUCUGAGGAGGAAACUGAAGGAGAAGAGGAGGAGCGGAGCAGAGACAGGUCAGGGUUCAACAAUGAGGUCUUUAAAUGUGUGUGUGUGUGUGUGUGUGUGUGUGUGUGUGUGUGUGUGUGUGUGUGUGUGUGUGUGUGUGUAAGAGAUGGGCUUCAUUAAAGAUGGUGAGUGUACGACAGAGAACAUGGAUCAGGGUUACAGCUCUUACUGUAUCAUGGAUCCACGCUCUAACCUCUGAACUUGCGGUAGACUCAGGUUUAAAGGUGUUUUUUAUUCUGGUUGUGUCACCAUCACGUAGGGCUGGGCGAUAAAACAAUAUUGACAUACACUGUGUGCACAAUUAUUAGGCAAGUUGUAUUUUUGAGGAUAAAUUUUAUUUUUGAACAACUGCAGUGCUCUCGGUCAAUCCAAAAUGUUAAUAAACCUCAAACCUUAAUAUUUAAGGGAGUAAAAGUGAGAUUUUGGCUUCCUUAGGAGAAUAUCUAUGUGUGCACAAUUAUUGGGGGCAGCUAUAGUGUGCAGAAUUAUUAUGCAACUAAAUUAAAAAUGAAAAAUUUUCCAUCUCACUUGUUUAUUUUCACUUGUUAAAGUGAGAAUGAUAAACAAACAACUCAAUUUACAAAUAAAAAUUGUUGAAAUAAAAAAAAAAAAAUCAGUGACCAAUGUAACUACCCUUCUUUUCAAUAACAGUCAUAAGCCUUCCAUUCAUGGAGUCUUUCAGUUUCUUGAUCUGUUGACCAUCAACUUUUAGUGUUGCAGCAACCAAAGCCUCCCAGACACUGUUCAGAGAGGUGUACUGUCUUCCUUCACUGUAAAUUUCCCGUUCAAGAAGGGCUCACAAGUUCUCAACAGGGUUUAGGUCAGGUGAAGAAGGAGGCCACGUCAUUAUUCUUUCGUUUUUAAGGCCUUUACUGGCAAGCCACAUUGUGGAGUACUUUGUUGCGUGCAAUGGAGCAUUGUCCUGCAUAAAAAUCAUGGUUUUCUUGAAAGAUGCAGACUUUUGCCUGUACCACUGCUUGAAGAAAGUGUCUUCUCAAAACUGGCAUUGGAUUUGGGAGUUGAUUUUAAGUCCAUCUUCAACUCAAAAAGGUCCAGCUAGCUCAUCUUUAAUAAUACCAGCCCAUACCAGUACCCCGCCUCCACCUUGCUGGUGUCUGAUUCGAAGUGGAGCUCUGUGCCCAUUACUGAUCCAGCCACGGGUCCAUCCAUCUGGUCCGUCAAGAGUCACUCUCAUCCCAUCAGUCCAUAAAACCUUUGAAGAAUCUCUCUUCAGAUAUUUCUUGGCCCAGUCUUGACGCUUCAACUUGUGUCUUGUUCAGUGGUGGUCGGGUUUCAGCCUUCCUUACCUUGGCCAUGUCUCUGAGCACUGAACACCUUGUACUUCUGGGCACUCCAGGUAGGUUGCAGUUCUGGAAUAUGAUGGCACCGGAGGAUAAGCGGUUCCUGGUAGCUUUACGUUUGUGUCCUCUCAAAUCUUUGGCAGUAAAUUUGCGUAAUUUUUUCUUAACACAUUUCUUGUGACCCUGUUGACUAUUUGCAUCAAAAUGUUUGCUGGUUCUGUGAUCACGCCCAAAUAUCUAAGCAAUUUCAAGAGUGCUGCAUCUCUCUGAAAGACUUUUUACAAUUUUUGACUUUUCAGAGUCACUUAAAUCUCUUUUUUGGCCCAUUUUCCCUGAGGAAAAGAAGCGGCCUAAUAAUUAUGCACACCUUGAUAUAGGGUUUUGAUCUCCUUAGGCCCCAGCCUCCCUCAUUACACUAAUACACAUUACCUGAUAUGCUUAUAUCCAAUAAGCAUCAAGUUUAUACAGCUUGGAGUUGGAAAAUAUGCAUAAAAAUUAUGAUAUGAUUAAAAUACUCACUUGCCUAAUAAUUGUGCACACAGUGUAUAUAUAUCAAAAAUUAAUUUCAUGGUCAAUAUGCUUUUCAAUAGUCUCCAUUCUGACAUGUUUUGGUAGACUAUACAAAGGGCUGGGACGAUAUGUUUUCUCCCGAUUCGAUUCCUCUACGAUUUUUUGGAUGCCCGUUCGAUUUAAAUUUCGAUUCUACGAUAUUGUUGAGUUUCUCGAUCUUAAGUUUGCAUUUUUAACACCAGUGAACAGUCGAAUGAUUAUGAUUGUCAACUGAUUAUUCCGGGAACAAUAUUUCCCCAAAAAAUACACAACACAUGUAAGUCAGUUUUUAAGAUUUAUUCUUAAAUUUGAAAAAAUAUAUAUUUUUGAACAUAGAAAUGGAUUUAAAAAUUGUAAAACAAAAAGAUCACAAUACGUAAAUCGAUGUAAAUCGAUUUUUCCUCCCACCCCUAACAAAUAGCCAAUGCAAAGGGGAGUUGCUCCGGGUCCAUUUCGUCCUGAACCAAUCAUGUUCUGAAUUAGAACCAGGUAUCAAACAACUGCGUCAUAGCUGACAGCAGCUACACCCAACCAUAGCGCUUUAACAGGUGAAGCCGACAGCACUGUUGGUGAGAAAAAAAGAAAAUGAGUGCUACCCCCGACAGAAAUGACCAUGAAGGCUCAACAGAUGAUGACAUUGUCAACAACACUGGCACGAAAACGUCGGUGGUGUGGAGGUAUUUUGGUUUUAUGAGGUACUGAAAAUUAUGUCCAGUACAUGUUCUCACAAAGUCGGGGAGUACCUCAAAACUUUUUUACCACCUGAAGCAGCGCCACGCCACAGAGCACGUGCAACGCAAAAGGUUACAAACCCCGAGAGGAGCAAGGAGCCCAUGGCGCCUGUACAGCCGAAACAGACGACCAUUCAGUCCGCUUUCUCUAGAGCAAUGCCUUACGACAAAUGUCAAAGAGACACAAAGACCUCACAGAUGCAGUAGAUUAUUGUAUUGGAAAAGACAUGCGACCAAUAAACACUGUUAAAUUUUAUUUUUUAUAUCUUGAUAUAUAUCGAUAUCGACUGGUAUGAAAAUAAUAUAUCAUGAUAAACUUUUUCUCGUAUUGCUCAGCCCUACCAUAAGUCAAAUAUUCAGGUCUUUAGAUCCAUAAAUGAUCACAGCAGCACUAAAAUAACUCCUCAGGGCCCAGUUGGUGUUGGGACUGUUUGUCUGCUGAUGGCUCAGAGAGGAUUAGGAAGCUGAAGAGUUUAUUUUUCUGAACCGGUCGUGCGGUCUGCUCCGAGUCUGUUAAAGGUCAGACUCUGGUCACAGCAGCUGUGAGUGUAGCAGGGAUACAAGCAGCUGCUAAGUCACCAGGAUCGAGGUCUUUGUUAUGAUCCAGUUUUCUGUCCCUCAGCAGAACCAGUGGAUGAUCCGGCCAAGCAGAAGAAGAACCUGAGGCUCAAGGAGGUGGUCCGAGCUCUGUUCUCCAGCUCUCCUCUGUUUCUCUCUCAGACUUUAACCCUGGACGGGUUUCCUGUUCCUGAAGUCUGCUGCAGCCCUGAGCAGGAAAACCUGGACAGCUUCGAGAGAAACAGUCAGGAAACGCUUUCAGUGCCGCCGCUGCAGACCGGUAGGAAGAACGGCGUGAAGAAUGGCAUGAAGAGGCCGAGAGAACCGCUGCUGGGGAGGGAGAGGAAACGCCGGAAGAGCAGGUCCUGACAGGAUCCCUCAGUGUUAUGGACGACCGAGGCUAGAUAAGUCAUUUUGAUACAGUCUGAUAUCAGUCUUUUUGUUAUGUUACCAUGACGACUGUGGAGGUUAGUGUAAACACAGUCUCUUUUCAUGGUUUUUUUGUCAUUCACCUUCACUGUCAGUCGAUGCUGCUGUGAGUAUUUUCAGUGACAUUCAUAAGAGGAUGAUCAAUUUUGAUCCAGAGCAGGUUCACAUGAAAACUGACAGUUUUAUAUUUUAUUAGUGUAAAUAUAGAAUAAAAUAAAAGAAUAAAAGUCUUCUUUGCAAACAGA